AUGGAGGACAGGAAAAGUAGCACCCGAGUAACUGCCAAAGGCAGAAGCAUAAACGGAGCCAUAAAGUUCGUGUCAAAGGGUAAAAAGCGUAAUCAGCAUGCGGGAGACAAUGGGGAGUUUGCGUCGAAUGGGUUGAAAGUCAGUACGAGGAAGAAGGAGAGCAACAGGGAGAGUGCCGCCGCUAGCCGCACCGUUAACUGCCGCACUAGCGGUGGCAGCCAGGGGAGAGACCACUCCGUAAACAAUGUUGAUCAGUUCGAACUGAAGUGUAGGGACUACCUAGACGGUGUUCUAAGAAUAAGCGAAUACGUGAAGCUGCCCAAGAGCAUCAACAAUGAGGAGGAGAAGAGGAGGUGGAAGACGGCCCACUGUUUACGUAACAGAAUGAAGCAAUACGAUCAUCUCACGAGAAGAAAAUUGUUCCAAAGAAAAUGUAUUAGUAAUAAUGCAAAAUUCAACAGGGAGAGAUACAUUAUAUUAAAUAAAAUCCCUAGGUACAGGGAAGCCUUUCCUUCCGUCAUGGACGACGCGUCAAACAAAAUCAAGGAGGACAUCAUUCGUACGUACCUCAAGACACACGCUGCUUACUUCCUAUCGGAGGGUCGAAACGGAAACAGCCGCAACUGUGGAAAUGGUUACAACGUGAGUUUCGUGAAAAAGGGACCCAACAGCUACCUGUGCAGGCACGUGAACAAGGACGGGGAGGUGGAUGCUUGUUUGCGUUACUACUGCGGCUCAUCCAAUGGGGGCCAGCACAGAACAGGCAGCACAAGAAACCACCCGAAGGGUAAGAAAAAAGAUUUGUCUUACAAUUUGUGGAAAAAGAUCAUCGUCGAGGGGAUAAAAAAUGGAAGCAUUGGGGGGGUGAGCAAUGUUCACGGACUUCGCAGCGUUAGCGCGCGCGCUCCAAGCAAGUACGAAAUUCUUGUCAACGGAUCCUACCACAAUCUGCGGAGCGUGACAGGCGGGAUGAACGACUCAGGGAAAGACACCCGAAAAAGUGCCCUGAGUCGAAGUAACCAAGCGAGUAUAAAGUUGUCAACAAGCACAAACCAAGCCUCCAACAGAAUAAUCCUACACAACGACAAAAGGGAAGAUGCAUAUGAAUUGAAGCCGAGUAGAACGAAGGGGAAAAUGUGCCCCCCCAGUGCGAAGGUUCUUAAAAGUUCCUCCCCGUACAAUUCCUCUGUGGACUCGAAAGAGGAACGCACACAAGGGGGAGGGUCCAACCGAGGCCGUACACAACACACGACUAUAUUAAAUACCCACAGCCAACACUCAAAUGGGAAUUCCUUCUGUUCGGACGAAUCAAUGAAGAGACUUAUGUACGACAAGUGCAAUGUGGAAAGUGAGAAGUUCUUUUACAAAAAGGAUCGAUUUUCUUUACUGGGUCGGAUUAAGAAAAACAAGGAGAUCGAGGUGAGGCUCGUGUUGAACAAGGUGUGA
This is a messenger RNA of Plasmodium fragile, 1446 nucleotides long. RefSeq lists its product as uncharacterized. The record is from RefSeq and is a predicted model, not a curated record. The coding region runs from base 1 to 1446 and encodes 481 amino acids. The transcript has a single exon. NCBI's taxonomy places the organism in Eukaryota, Apicomplexa, Aconoidasida, Haemosporida, Plasmodiidae.